GAGUCUCCAGUUCCUGCUGCAGUCAUGAAUGAGGUCAUGCAACUAGCUGCUGUGGGCCGUCCUUUCCAGUUGGGAAUGCUGUACGACUGCCGGUCAGACACUCUGAUCCCAGGCAUCACAUUGUGGGAUUUACAGACACUCCAAAGCAACGUCAGCACUCACGAUCAGUCCAGCACUGAGUUUCACAUCAUUGCAUCAGACACCAUGGAUGAGAAAUGCUCUGCACUUAAUGUGUCGGGUUCGAUGAAAGCAAGUCUCUUGUGUGGGCUCGUGGAAGUGAAAGGGUCUGCAAAAUAUCUCAGUGACACAAAGGGAUCAAAGCAACAAGCACGAGUUACCCUUCAGUACAAAACAACAACCCGGUUUGAACAACUGACCAUGAGCCAUUUGGGGAGACAGAAUAUCACCUAUCCGAGUGUGUUUGAUGAGGGCUCAGCGACCCAUGUCAUUACAGCAGUACUGUAUGGAGCCCAGGCUUUCUUUGUGUUUGAUCAAGUGGUUUCCUCAGCAGAGAAAUUGCAGGAUAUCCAGGGUAAUAUGGAGUCGACCAUUAAACGUCUCCCGAAGAUUGCAAUUGAGGGUGAGGGCUCCAUAAAAAUGACAGAAGAACAAAAAUCAAAUGCGGAGAAAUUUAACUGCACCUUUUAUGGGGAUUUCUCACUGAAGAGCAACCCCACCACAUUCCAAGAUGCCAUCAGCACCGAUGCAAGACUCCCCAGCCUACUGGGACCAGGUGGGGAGCAUGCGGUGCCCAUGACAGUCUGGCUUUACCCUCUCAGUAAACUAGACCCAAAAGCUGCUCAGCUGGUGAGAGAGGUAAAUGUGACAUUGGUCAGUCGCUGCCAGUGUGUCCUGGAACAGGACAUUCAGACACCAGUCACUGAUCACAUGGCUGGAUGACAAGGAAAGGGAGAUGAAGUUAGUGGGACAUUAUCUCAGGAUAUUC
Messenger RNA from Mobula hypostoma (lesser devil ray), 946 nucleotides. Its product is annotated as cytolytic toxin-beta-like. The record is from RefSeq and is a predicted model, not a curated record. Lineage: Eukaryota; Metazoa; Chordata; Chondrichthyes; Myliobatiformes; Myliobatidae. The coding region runs from base 25 to 900 and encodes 291 amino acids. The transcript has 2 exons.